Eleginops maclovinus (Patagonian blennie) is the source of this 4050-nucleotide messenger RNA. It is a transcript of the gene slc24a5, whose product is annotated as solute carrier family 24 member 5. The record is from RefSeq and is a predicted model, not a curated record. NCBI's taxonomy places the organism in Eukaryota, Metazoa, Chordata, Actinopteri, Perciformes, Eleginopidae. Gene Ontology annotation, biological process: intracellular calcium ion homeostasis; calcium ion transmembrane transport; melanocyte differentiation. Gene Ontology annotation, cellular component: membrane; trans-Golgi network. The coding region runs from base 116 to 1660 and encodes 514 amino acids. The transcript has 9 exons. Gene Ontology annotation, molecular function: calcium, potassium:sodium antiporter activity; calcium channel activity.
UAGUGUUAGCUGCAGUUUCAGCCCAUAUUCAGUCUUUUGUAGGCAUACAGUCUUAGAGUAAAGAAUGACUCCUUGGACUAAUUGCUAAUUUAACUUUUUAUUUACUCAAUUGAAAAUGAAUAAGGUUACAGCUAUGCAAAGAAAGAAGAGAAAAGAUUUUAUACCUUACUUUCUAGGAUUGGUAAUAUUUUUAUAUUGCACUGUCCAUCUUGUAUCAUUUACAGCACAAACUGCUCAGGAAACCCACUCUACCAGGGUGCGUCGGGCUCUUGAGAAUGAAACAGAAUGCAUCUCACCACAGUCCUCUGAGUUUCCUGAGGGCUUUUUCACGGUGCAGGAGAGGAAGGAUGGAGGGCUAGUCAUAUAUUUCAUGAUUAUUUUCUACAUGUUUCUGGCUGUAGCAAUAAUCUGCGACGAUUACUUCCUGCCUUCCUUAGAAGUGAUCAGUGAACGUCUGGGACUGUCUCAGGAUGUAGCAGGAGCCACCUUUAUGGCAGCUGGAAGUUCUGCACCUGAACUGGUCACAGCAUUUCUGGGUGUGUUUGUGACAAAGGGAGACAUCGGGGUCAGCACCAUCGUUGGAUCAGCGGUCUACAACCUGCUAGGAAUUUGCGCAGCAUGUGGACUCUUGGCCUCUAUGGCCGGACGCCUCACCUGUUGGCCACUGUUCAGAGACUGCCUGGCAUAUGGCAUCAGUGUUUCUGCUGUUAUUGCCAUCAUUUCUGAUAACAAAGUGUACUGGUAUGACGCUGCCUGCCUGCUGCUGGUCUAUGGUGUCUACAUCGUGGUUCUGUGCUUUGACCUGCGCAUCAGUGAGUUUGUCCUGAGGAAGCUGAGCCCCUGCUGCACCUGUCUUGGCCAUGGAUCAUCUGAGAAGACUGAGACACAGACUCUGCUGGGCUGGAGCAAAGACACCUCUCUGCGUGUCCACAGUCGCUCCAGAACUGACAGUGGGAUCUUCCAUGACGACUCAGGAUACUCUCACUUGUCCCUCAGUCUGCAUGGCCUUAAUGAGAUUCCAGAAGCAGAGCAUAAAAGCGUGUUUGCUGUGCCGGAGAGCGACCUAAAACGGAUUUUCUGGGUUUUGUCUCUGCCCAUCAUCACUUUGCUCUUCCUGACCAUCCCUGACUGCAGGAGGAGGUUCUGGAAGGGAUGGUUCAUGAUAACCUUCCUCAUGUCAGCUGUCUGGAUCUCAGGUUUCACAUACGUUCUGGUCUGGAUGGUCACUGUUGUCGGGGAGACCCUUGGCAUUCCUGAUACAGUUAUGGGCCUCACACUGCUUGCUGCUGGCACCAGUAUACCGGACACCAUAGCCAGUGUGAUGGUAGCCAGAGAAGGGAAAGCUGACAUGGCCAUGUCCAACAUUGUGGGCUCUAAUGUUUUUGACAUGUUGUGCCUUGGCCUGCCCUGGUUCAUCAAGACUGCCUUUGUGGAUACCAACAACCCUGUAGAGGUCAACAGCAGCGGACUGAUCUUCAUUUCCUUCACGCUGCUAUUUUCCAUCGUCUUCCUCUUUAUAGCCGUUCACAUUAACGGAUGGAAGCUGGACUGGAAGUUGGGAAUUAUUUGUCUUUUCUGCUAUGUCCUGUUUGCCACUCUUGCCAUCCUGUACGAGCUGGGGAUUAUUGGGAAUAAUCCCAUAAAACUGUGUGGUGACUGAGACCUAUCCAAAGACUGAACCAUAUUUUAUUACAGACUCAAACAUUCCAGAAACAAAACAAAUUUGAAGCAAAUGAAGAAUGGUCACAUACUUUCAAAGAUAUUGUGCCAUUGUCUAUGUGUGCUGGUCACAUCUCAAGAAGAGGAUGAUCCCCAGUAAUAAUAUAAUGUAUUUUUCACUAAAGGUGGAUAUGUGCCAAAGAUCAUCUCUUGUGUGAGCCUGUCCGAUCCAGACCUGCCUUAACAAGGACCUGUUAUCACAUUCUGUGAUGUCUUGUCUUACUCAAGGCCCAUACACAGUAAAGAGGCUGCAUAGGAGUUCAAAUGAAUCCACGACUGACCAGUCAAGAAAUAGAAGUAUUAACUAAAGUCAUUAAGCUUUGUCCUUCUUUUUAAGUGGAUGAGUUAAACAAAGAUGCAACAUCUACACAACUCUGAUAAGCUUUCACGAGCAAGCCCUUAUCAACAAACCUUCCACUUGCCUUAGAUUACCGUAAAUGUAGAACUAGAAUUACCUACAUUUUUUAUCAGUUGUGUUUACAACUGCCUACAAAGCACAGAUGGACUUUAGACACAAAUCUAAACUGUGUAACAAAUGCAAUGUGUCAAAAGUGAUUAUUCGACUUAGCAAAAACUGCCCUUAUCAUGGAGAUCUGGGUAUUUGAAUAGCGUCCUGUGAUUAGUUUGGGUAUUCACGCCUGAUAAAAGUCCAUGUCCACUCUGUACUCACUUUAUUCCAGUAGCUGCCUUUGCGAUUAAUGUUGAAUUUCCCCACUGCAUGGCAGUGUUGAGCAAUAAUGAUGAGCAGAUCAGCACUUCAGGUUCAUUUUACAGCUGGAAAGAACUUAAGAGACUUUGAUCUCAGGAGAUUUUACAACCACCAGGUUUAAAAAUUAAAAAGUUUAUUUGUUCAAGUAACUGCCUGAAAUUAAAAAGGGUUUACAAAACAAAUACAAGAGCUAUGUAGUAUAAACAAAAAAAAGUGGACACAUGGAGAUAUGAAGUAAUUGUGUUUUUAAAACAAAACAAAAAGAUCAUUGGCAAGGGGGCUGAAUGUGGAAGUGUGUUAGCGGACUUCUACAAAAGCUUUAUGCGUUGCGGUCGAUACGGACGUCCACCUCUCGGCCGUUGAUCUUGGUUCCAUUCAUCAACCUGCAGGCCUUCUCGGCACUCUCUGGAGAGUCGAACCUCACCGUUCCACAGCCUUUUGACUUUCCAUUCUCCAUUUUGAUCUCUGCGAACAUUACCUGGCCUGCAGUAAAAAUAAAAGUCAUGAUGAAAUCCAUGUUUGACAAAGUGUUGAUGAAUGUUUAUCCUGUGAUUUAGCAUUCAUAAUGAAAUGUUAAAAAAAAGAAAGAAAAGAGUCUUUGAGUAUCAAGUAAAUAAAGCAAUAGAGACUGUAUUCCUACUAAGCAAAAAUACCUACCGCAGUGACUAAACUUCUCCUUCAGCUUUUGCCAUGUCAGAUCAUAGGAAAGCUGCAACACACAAAUAAAACAAAACACUUUAGUUAUUAAAUAACACAUGUCAGUCUUGGUGAAUCAUUCAAAACCUGUGAAGGGCAGCACCAUCAAUUCAUCAACACACUAAUCAUGAACAACUCUUACAGCAUGAUUAGCAUUUAUAUUAAUGCCCGGCAAGCAUGGGCUGUUUGCCAUCAAAGCAUUAGCCAUUACUGGGGCGUCACUGCAUACAGAAAAUGUUUUAUGUAUAUCAAUGACAUUGUCAUUAAAUAAGGGGGGAGGUUUGGAGAGCUCUGUAACUCCAAUCCUUAAACGGACUAGCAUCGUUCUGUAUAAUCUGACCCGCACUUACAUUCCGAGCAAAGAUCUGACAGCCUCCUUUAGACCCAGAUCCCCUGUCAGACAUUCCUCCACCCAUGUGGCCCGGUCCCCCACCUCCAUAGCCGCCAAAGGCACGAUUCAUGUCCAUUCCUGACAUGCCCAUGCGGUCAAAGCCGGAACCCAUCCGGUCCAUCGACAUGUUUCCCAUCCCACCACCUGAAAUGAUCAAACACACACAGAGGCACACAUGCUCAGAAAUGAAGGGAGCAACUUACAUUCAUGUACUGUAUAUGUUCAUACCUGCAUAACUAAACUGCUGUACACUAAUCAUGAUGCCCUUCAUCUACCUCACGUUAGGCUUUCCAUUCCUUUAAUCCAAUGACAUUUCACUGAAGUGUGUAGUAACAAUGCAAAGGGAAUUGGCAUUGUAUCACUUGAAAACAUAAGUUAGAGUCCAAUAUCACAGUGACACUGUUUGUACAGGAACAUCAGACCUUGGACUCAUACCUAAUCCUAAUAACCAGACAACUCCACAAAAAAAGGGUCUCAAGAGAAAUUAUUAAAAUGAUCUUGUGAAUGCACAAUAAAAAGUUUCUCUAACAUGUUA